Tetrahymena thermophila SB210 is the source of this 1254-nucleotide messenger RNA. RefSeq lists its product as hypothetical. NCBI's taxonomy places the organism in Eukaryota, Ciliophora, Oligohymenophorea, Hymenostomatida, Tetrahymenidae. The record is from RefSeq and is a predicted model, not a curated record. The transcript is spliced from 2 exons.
AUGAGUACAAAUAUAAACAUUAAUGAUGUCCCAACAGAAUCAAUAAAUGAAUUUUAUAAAGUGAAAUAAGAUUUGCAAAAAGCUUAAAAUCUUGAAGAUAAAAAUACCAACAAGGAUUAAAAAAAUGCAAAUAAAGAUGAUCAUACUGAAAAUCCUUCAGAAUUUGGUGUUAGCACUUUCAACAAGAGCGAAGGUAAUCGUAAAUCGAAAAAAGAUCAUAAAAGAGAUUAUCAUUGCGGUUGUGGUAAAUCAUAUCUUUCAUAUCCAGCACUUUACACUCACAUCAAGACUAAACAUGAUGGUAAAAUGCCAGAAGGUACUUUGAAUUCAGCUUGUAAUAAUAACAGAAGAGGUCGUCCAAGAAGAAAUAAUGAUGAACCAAUUAUGAAAAAUGAAGAAGCUAAGGAAAAAAAAGUAGAUGAUAUGACCGCAAUAUACUAGAAAAUGGUAUUUGAAAGCGAUUUAAAAAUUUUAGAAUACAUUAAAGAUGGAAAAGGAAGCUGUGAAGAAUACUAGAGCUGCUUUCCUACUUAUAAAAAUUGUAACAAUUUGAAGGUUGAGUAGCAUCCUCUUUGCUAAAUUAUAAAGAAAAUUCAUUAAAAGUAAUUUAGAGAAGAAAUCAACUAAGACACUCCUAUUGAUUAUGUGAUGAGUAUUUAUUUAUGGUGUCUCUGCAAGUUAGUCAAUUAAAGGCUUUAUAGAACAAUUUGUAUAUUUUUCAGAGCUCUUAGAGAAUGCCUUAAUGAUUUUGGUUAUGUCAUAAUUGAAGAUUUUAAAAAGAGAAAUUUAAAUUCUAACAUCGAAAUUAUUCUUAAGAGACAAGAUGAUUAAGAAGAAAGUAGUCCUUAAGCAAGUAAUAAAGAUAUUAGUAACCCAAACGGAAAUAAUAGUACUAACAAUGUUAAUGGAAAUAAUUUUAGCAAUAAUAACCAAAACAGCAGCAACAAUUAAUCAAAUGCUAACAGUAGCAAUAACAUUCCAAAUACCACUUCAAAAAACACUUUUUUCACUUAAAUAGAGCCUCCUUAGUAUAUUUGUAUUGUAGCAGAAUUUUUCAUAUUAAAAUACUUGCCAAAAUAUGUUCCAAACUUUGAUCAAAACUUUGCUGUUUAUCUUAUGAUCGAUUUCUGUAAUUGGUUAAAUAAAAAGUCUCUUAGUAAAAUUAAAUUAGAUUUGUAGCACAGCUUAAUUAAAGAGCGUGCAAUUGCUGAUUACCUCAACUUAGAGUAUCCCCUUAAAAAUGAAUCUGUUUGA